This is a messenger RNA of Onychomys torridus (southern grasshopper mouse), 5078 nucleotides long. It is a transcript of the gene Epb41l5, whose product is annotated as erythrocyte membrane protein band 4.1 like 5. The record is from RefSeq and is a predicted model, not a curated record. Gene Ontology annotation, cellular component: cytoskeleton. The coding region runs from base 286 to 2502 and encodes 738 amino acids. Gene Ontology annotation, molecular function: cytoskeletal protein binding. NCBI's taxonomy places the organism in Eukaryota, Metazoa, Chordata, Mammalia, Rodentia, Cricetidae. The transcript has 25 exons.
GCGGGCGGGCGGGCCGGCGGCCGGGGUCCUCCGGGGAUUAGCGCAGGGUGGGCUCGCCCCUUGCGCCGCCAUUUCCCUGCGUCUGCCGAGACCCGUCCUCCUCUCGGGCCGGCUGGGCGUCUCUCCGCGAGGGUCGUGCGCGCCUGUCGCCGUGGUCCGGGUGGCUCCACGGUCUUUACCCCCCAGUAAAGAGGGCUUCACUCAGUAUCACCGUUCAUCUUACUCAAGUUGUCCGGCCUCUUCUUCCUGGCUGUCAUCGUCACUGCUGGUUUUGUAGUGGCAGAAAUGCUGAGCUUCCUGAGAAGAACGCUUGGCCGCCGGUCCAUGCGUAAACAUGCUGAGAAGGAACGACUCCGAGAGGCACAGCGCGCCGCCACACACAUUCCUGCGGCGGGAGACGCCAAGUCCAUCAUCACGUGCAGGGUGUCACUUCUGGACGGUACAGAUGUUAGUGUGGACUUGCCGAAAAAAGCCAAAGGACAAGAGCUGUUUGAUCAAAUUAUGUAUCACCUGGACUUGAUUGAAAGUGACUAUUUUGGUCUGCGAUUCAUGGAUUCAGCCCAAGUAGCUCAUUGGUUGGACAGUACCAAAAGCAUCAAAAAGCAAGUAAAAAUUGGCUCGCCCUAUUGUCUCCAUCUUCGAGUGAAGUUCUAUUCCUCCGAACCAAACAAUCUUCGGGAGGAGCUGACCCGGUAUUUAUUUGUUCUGCAGUUAAAACAAGAUAUUCUCAGUGGGAAAUUAGAGUGUCCUUUUGAGACAGCAGUUCAGUUGGCAGCUUAUAAUCUGCAAGCUGAACUUGGCGACUAUGAUCUUGCUGAACACAGUCCUGAACUUGUCUCUGAGUUCAGGUUUGUGCCCAUUCAGACUGAAGAGAUGGAACUGGCUAUUUUUGAGAAAUGGAAGGAAUACAGAGGUCAGACACCAGCACAAGCUGAAACCAAUUAUCUGAAUAAAGCCAAAUGGCUAGAAAUGUAUGGAGUUGAUAUGCAUGUGGUCAAGGCUAGAGAUGGGAAUGACUAUAGCUUGGGACUAACUCCAACAGGAGUCCUUGUUUUUGAAGGAGAAACCAAAAUCGGCUUGUUUUUCUGGCCCAAGAUAACCAGAUUGGAUUUUAAGAAGAAUAAGCUAACUCUAGUGGUUGUGGAAGAUGAUGAUCAGGGUAAAGAACAAGAGCAUACCUUUGUCUUUAGACUAGAUCAUCCAAAGGCCUGCAAACACUUAUGGAAAUGCGCGGUGGAGCACCAUGCCUUCUUCCGUCUCCGAGGACCUGUCCAAAAGAGUGCUCAUCGAUCAGGAUUCAUUCGCCUAGGAUCGCGAUUUAGAUAUAGUGGAAAAACAGAAUAUCAGACCACAAAAACUAAUAAAGCAAGAAGAUCAACCUCCUUUGAGAGAAGGCCCAGUAAGCGAUACUCCCGGCGGACCCUCCAAACGAAAGCAGGCCCAACAAAACCUGAAGAUCUUGGUGUUCAUAAUGCUUCAGCCCAGAAUAGUGACUCCCCACAGGCUUGGAGUAUGAGGUCUCCCGUGCCUGUGACUCCUUCCUCAUCUUCUGGUUCGGUGCUGGUGGAGAUAGAGAAUCUUCCACAGAAUUCUGCAGUAAACCAACACGACAGAAAAUGCUUGCCCCUGAAUGUUGAUUUGCUAAAUAGCCCAGACUUACUAGAAACAACCAUUGGUGAUAUAACAAGGACAUCAGAUACUUGGGAAACAUCCACAGCACCAGAUGACAUUAAUGUGGCCACCAGGUCAAAUGAAUUAGAGGAGCCCAAAGUUGAAUGUGAGAUGUUAAAAGAUGACACAGAGAAGCUCAAACAGCUGGAAAUGGAGCAGAAUAUCUUGCCAUCUCCACGACCUCCCGUUGACAUUAAUGUCAACAGCCAGGAAGAAGUGAUAAAGUUGACUGAGAAAUGUCUUAAUAAUGCCAUUGAGAGCCCAGGAUUGAACACAGUGAGGGUUCCUCCUGACUUCAAGAGCAAUAUUUUGAAGGCUCAAGUAGAGGCAGUGCACAAGGCUGCAAGAGAAGAUAGUUUAACUCAUAAAAAUGUCAGCGUUGAAGAUGCUGCGACAAACAGGUACAAUCCUGGGGAAAGUGAAUUCAGUGCUCUAUUGAAUGAAAAUACUGUGCCCCUGUGCAAAGACUCCCCUGCUCUGAUGCACACCCCAGCUGCAGACAGUGGAUCUGUGCUAAAGGAUGCUACAGAUGAAUUGGAUGCCUUACUUCUUUCUCUAACUGAGAAUUUGAUGGACCACACAGUCACACCCCAGGUGUCUUCAUCAUCCAUGAUCACACCCCGGUGGAUUAUUCCACAGAGUGCUGCCAUCUCCAACAGGUUCACAGGGUGUGGAACUUCUGUGGCGGGGACAGAAGGGUGUGGUGCGAAGGAUGGAUUCUCACUGAUUUCCCCCCCAGCACCGUUCUUGGUAGAUGCUGUGACCAGCUCUGCUCCUCUGGCUGAAGAUUCAGCCUUGAAGCACAAGUGCUUGCUGACUACUGAGCUCUGAGGGCUGCUGCUCUCCACUCUAUCCGAAUGCCCCACACUAUCCCGUUAGCCCUGGAUCCAGCUGAGCAAGUCCUUUACUUGGGGAAAACCUUCUACCUGGAUUUGACUUCAGCUCCGUGAAGAAAGUAGCUACGUUCUCCGUCCAACUGGAAGUCUGCCCACAUCACUGAAGAUACCUCCUCUUCUCCGCAACUGUGUUUGCAUUGCCAAUUCCCCAGUCAACAGAAUUCACUGGUUUCCUUCAGACUCUUGGCUCCACCUAGCGGUUGCAGCUGUUAUAACAACUUAUGGCAAGGCUUGCUGUCGGGAGCAAGUUCAUUGCUGUGUCCUGUAAUGUCAGGGUGGGCACACCUGACCUCGGUGCCUGCUGGAGAAGUGAAUGGCAUCUUCCUGCGGAUUACCUGGAAGUCAGGAUUUAGGAAACAGAUGAAAACACUGUGAGGUAGAUCUCAGGCCAGCUCUUGCAUAGUUACUAGGACUCUUGGAGAAGCAGAGAACAUAGAGGGAGAUGUAUGUCACCCACACUUUGAAUCCUGAGCAGUAAUGAUCUUACUGCUCCGAGUUUACUUCAGAGAGAAAUGUUAGGAACUACAGAGAGAUCAUCUCCAGGCAUGUGCUCUCCAGACCCCCUUUCCUGUAGGAAGCAGCCAUAUCCUUCACCUGUAUGUAGCUGCAGUGUGGGAGGGAGCAGGUGUCUGGUCAGAGACCUAAGGCCCGUGCCUUCCUCCCUGAGCCAGUUGUGAAGGUCAGUUCAGCAGUGCUCCACACCGGGACUAUUUGGACACAGCCUCCAGUUCCUUUCAGUAUACCCUGAGUUUGUUGACGGCUUUCAAGCUGAAAAGAAAAACCCUGGGCAGAAGUGGGGGAUGGUGGUGAGAGACUGGGCUCUUGACUCAAUCCCCCAGCAAGCUCUGCACAGUGGACUGGAUGAAGUCAGCUGACAUUAGGGUUUUGUAUUGGUUUUUAAAGAUUUGUAGAAUUCCCCAAUCUUUGUAGGAGAAGAAGUCCUGAUGUUACAGUAGCGCAUGCUCGUCGUGGAAAGUGUGUGGAUGUGGCCCUGUGUCCCCAGCACAGAGAAAUGACUCUGAAGGAGCGGUGACUGUGGGCUGAUAUGCCGACAGUGCUAAAGCCCUUGGUUGCCAUGGUGAUGGGGCUGCUAUGCAGACAGUGGUAAAGCCCUUGGUUGCCUUGUUACCAGGCACUGCUGUUAAGCUGGGUGUGUGGUGGAGCACUUUCUCCUCAGCUAAGAGGACGCUAGUGAGGUGAGGAUCAGCAGAAACACUGCCAUGAAAGGCAUGAGCUGCCUGCUCUGUAGUCAUUAAAAUGCCCCGAUAGGGACGAGUAUGUGCUCAGGCAAAUGCUAGUACCUGUCUGGGAAGCUUGGGGGUCCAGUCUUCCAGUUUCCAGGGGAGCUUCACAGAUUAGAAACCACUUUUGCCAAAGGAGACAGAAUUGCCCAGUAGGCAGCUCAUGCAUUUCAUUGGCAGUAUUUUUGCGAGUCCUCAGUGAUAAACUAUUUCUCACAGUUUGACACCUAGAACCCGGGGCUUGGUCCAGUACAUACUGGACUAGGUCUCAGAUUUCCAGGGUCUGGAAGUCCUGGACAGCCUACUCAGUUAGCUGUGCUGCAGCUAGAGCAUGGUGGCUUAGAAGUCCUAAAUGUCCCAUCCUGUGUCCCUUCGAGAUUGAGUAGUUGAAAGUACCCCAUAACAUUUGUGUCUCCAGAUACCUGAAUUCCUGCAGUCAGAAUAUUGCUAGGGACUAGGUCAGGAUUCACUUGAAUCUUCACUAAAAAGAAACCCUAUGUCCUGGUGUCAAAGAGUAAGUUUAGAACUGAUAUUUGAGUGAUGCAUUUGCCCUGACAGGCUAGACACUUGUCUGAUAUGUGUCCUGUGCUGUACAGGACAUGUGUUCUGCUCCUCUGAAAAUGGCAUCGGUCUAGCAGGGCACCUAAGGAGGUGGUAGGGUGGGGCAGUGUGGGAAGCAGUGGAGAUUGUGGACAGUGAGGUGGAGGCAAGAACUGAGUUAGGAAGGGCAGCUGCCCUGCUGCGUGCCCAGGGAGCAUCUAGACAAAGUUAGCAUUGUGUCCCUGGCUGGGGUGGGGACUUGGCAUGGCAGUUUCUAGUAAGAUGUGAAGGUUGCAGUUAGCAGGCCUGGACUCCACCUCAGCACUGGGAAAGGAGUCUGUACAUGGAAUGAUCUGGAGAUUGGCAGAACUCCUGGUUGUCUUUCCUGAUCCUCAGCAGCCUACGGAACAGAGCUACGAGCAGACUCCUUAGCCUCUACAUGGCUCUGGGAAAUGUUGUAGUGGAAAACAUUCCCUACAACUCCUGCUGACUGUCGGUAGGCGCGUCCAGGCUCGGGUGCCCUGGGUGUGGCUGGGGAUGAGAAUCCUGAGCUGUUUCUAGGAUCUGCUGCUUAUUCUCCUUCCCAUUGCUGGCUAAAACGUGGACCUCUGCUCUCUAACUGAGCCCAGGUAGUCCUGGGCUAGCUUGUCUGCUGGUCACUCAGCUGAUGAAAAGUUGGAGGUUUCUUUCUUUCUGUUGUUGUUGUUUCUGAGACAGAGUUUCUGGUGUA